UUGGUGUUGGUGUUGAGUUGCGUUUUAUCUGCGCGUCUUUAAAGGACAUUUUCUUUUAAAGACAUAAUGACUUCUUCGGGUGCGCUGACAGGCUUGAGGACUGGCCCUGUGUAUUUCUUUGACCAGCCAACAAAGCGAGACAGAAUUAAAGGGACACGAAGUAUUUUCUAUUUCAAUGAGGCAGAUGAAGGAGCGCAGUCAGCAGAGGACACACUACAAAGCACUCGAAAGACUGACAACAAGGAAGGCACAAGUGAAGAGCUCACCCGGACAGGUGAAACACAUGGGGAAGGAACACCUGAUACUUCAUCUGCUGUCGGUGCUGCGCCGACCACAAAGGACCACGGCUGGAUGGAUGCGUACAAGCGAGCAGCCCCGCAGUUAUUAAAUGAACUGGCUCGCCUACUUUCACAACAUAAUUGGGCUGAGAAGAGGUGUAUUCCUCACGGAAUUGUAAAUAUUCUGAAUUACUCCUGGGAGGAUCUGACUUUAGGGGCGGUGCAUUUGAAAAGUCAGGAUCAGACUGACAAACGAGGAGACUCCACGGGUUCCUUGAAGAUGGAUGAACCUCCAUCCCGUCAAGUGUCCGCCAAUCACGGGAGGGAGGCAGGAGAGAGAAACUCGUGUGUUGUGGAGAAGUCUGUUCGCUCAAAGCCACGCGUGAAACAGCACAAACAAACUUACAGCAGAGCUCACAACUCCACCACCGUCAGUUUGUCCAUCUCAUCCAGCAGCUGUAAACAUCCAGGUUGGAUCAUCCAGCCAAAGCAACUCUCCUGUGACGAGCCUGAGUGGAUCGGUUUGUGUCAGUGGGUAGCAGAGCGACUGCAGAUGGCAAGAAAUCCUGAAAAGCUGCAAACAGCUGAAGAGGAUUUGAACAAGCCCUUCAUCAUGGUUCAUCAUUAUGAAGACACAAAGGCAAAAGAGAAGCACAGGAGAGCGAGGAGAAAGACCCAACCUGCAGCUGUAGUACCAGAAGAGAAGCAGCAGAAUCCAGCACGGCAGAAGCUUCACUGCAGGAUCAACGACGGCUCCUCGUUCAUAUACUACCCAUCUGGUUGUAUGGCAGUGUGCCAGAGCCACUCGGGUCUGCCCUGUGGAGGCUUCUACACCAACGUGUUCAGUGACAGCAGGUGUCCCGUCAUCCUGGCGACUAUCACGGCGUUCGGGCACGGUACUGUCACACACCCUGUGAGCUCUGCCAUUACAGCAGUGUGGGAUCAGGACGGUGGAUUCACAUACGACCAUCAUGGGAACACAACUAAGGAGUGGAGGUGGCUGAGAGGACGCAAAGUGAGAGAGAAGAUUGUUAUACAGCUGUCAGAUCUGAUCUCCGUGAGGCUGUUUAGUGGUACUUCUGCCAUGCUCAGCUUCAGGUGUAACAGCAAGAGUGUUCAGCUUCCUCUUUCUGCCCUGCCUAAUAUUAACCAGUCACGGGACACACCUUGUUUGCAGACUGAAGGAAAGCUUACCUCUGGUGCUGCUCAAGACUUCAUACUGACGGGGAGGACAAAAUCCCCUGCUGUGGUCUUAGAAAGUAAUCGCACCUUGACGCCAACACCUGUAAGAGACGUUUUACUGACACAUGACAACAUCUCAGUGAAGGUGUCUGUGUGCUCCCGAGAGGACCUCCAGAUGGUCAGAAAAGUGGAGGGGCUGGAGGAGCCGUCAACACGGUGGAGAAGAGGAGGGCGUGUUGGCAUGGAGCUGAAGAGACUUCAGCAGAAAAUUCGAAGCACCUUGGAUGACUGGCUGGAUUAUUAUCGUGUAGCCAUUGGGAUCAAAUGUCCUGACGUGAAGCAGAUGCCAGAUGUCCCACUGAGGACCAGGCGGAAGAGAGGGGUUCAGCCAGCUGCUCUGCCCUCUCUGAACUCACCUGAGCGAGCUGAUCUCAGACCAGUCCAGCCCGAGCAGGACAGGAAGGAGUUACAUGAUCUGUCAGCACCAGCAGAAAAACCUCUGGACUCAUAUGUUAAGCUACCAAGGAUGCCAAAACAGGGCUCCUGUGUCACACAGAUAGGACCCCUUCAGGUUCAUGGCAACAUCUCACAACUUAAGUCAGUGAUUAUUCCAAACAGUCCAGAUUUGCAGCCCUCCGUUGUCACCCGCUGUCCGGCCUCGCCGCUGUUCACCCCCUCCUCCCCCAUCACAACGUGCCCUGCUCUGCUGAGAGCUGCUCUGCUGGGGGAGGGGGGACGCAGGCGGUGCUGCUGCAGCGCUACACUGAUGCCAGCUCUGACAGACCUGGAGUAUGAUACCUUCAUAAUGGGCCAGCCUCCACACAGUCAACAGAUCCUGGUGGUGUGUGUGACUUCGCCACACCGACCAGACAACACACAAGCAGGAUGCCAUAAGGAUGUGCUGGAGCAGCUUUACAGGAGGAGGAACAAGCACCGAACAAAACCGUGUACUCAGUGCCAGAUGGAUUCGUUUCGCCUGGUGAGGUACGAAAUGUCAACAGGGAAUCCCAGCUGCGGAGCGGAGAACGUCCUGCUGCAGCAGCGACAUAAUGCCGCUCCUGGGAUGGUCCUGAUGUACAUCAGAGGGAAGCUGCUGUUUGUUGGCUACAUAUUCGGUGGUCACAGCUACUCAGUCAGGGACCUUCAAAAGCAAAUCUCCAGAACCAGGGGAGACUACAGAUUAGGUGUGAGCCUCCCUUCAGACUACAAGUUCAGUGAUACAGUGAAAAUCCCCGCAGCCACACAUGCGCACAUCUCACAAACGACAUCACUAAAAGGAGGGGAUGACACAAGACCAGCUUUUUCAACGAGAAAGGAAGUAGGCAAUGAGAGAAAAAAAUAAUCAUGUUCCUGAGGAGUUAUGCCAACAGACAGCGAGACUCUCAUAUCAAGACUCCAGCACUGUUAUUGCACACUGAAUAUGCUCUAGUCAUUAAAAAAAACAACCUCCAAAGUGCAUCAACUUUAGGUUAAUAUUCAACGAAACACCUCAUUUGUUCACUAUGCAGAAUGGCACCUUUUUCAUCUCAUCUGAACAGCCAAUGGAAAAAUCUGUGUUUGUUUUCACAGUAUUUCCAUGAGCAGGAGCAAAGUUAAUAAAAACACCAAACGAU
Scatophagus argus is the source of this 3073-nucleotide messenger RNA. RefSeq lists its product as uncharacterized. The coding region runs from base 67 to 2802 and encodes 911 amino acids. Lineage: Eukaryota; Metazoa; Chordata; Actinopteri; Scatophagidae. The record is from RefSeq and is a predicted model, not a curated record. The transcript is spliced from 18 exons.